Molecule: messenger RNA, 207 nt
Organism: Enterobius vermicularis (human pinworm)
Lineage: Eukaryota; Metazoa; Nematoda; Chromadorea; Rhabditida; Oxyuridae
Source: the annotation of a GenBank genome assembly
AUGGAUGUUGAUAAAAAUUGGAUGAAACUGAAAUUGAAGACAACAAUGAUUUUGCAAUGGAGUGGACGUCCUGUUGUACGAUUCUGUGUCUGUGAGUUGACCUUAGCUUUUGAACCGUUGUCUGCUUUGUCGGCUAAUGGUUUUGUAAGCACUGAGGACGGAGGGACUGGAAGGAGAAGGGAAUGGACGGGAAGGGAGAGACCGUAA